Messenger RNA from Diachasmimorpha longicaudata, 3569 nucleotides. Its product is annotated as integrin beta-nu-like. Gene Ontology annotation, molecular function: integrin binding. Gene Ontology annotation, cellular component: focal adhesion; integrin complex; cell surface. The transcript has 12 exons. The coding region runs from base 1087 to 3462 and encodes 791 amino acids. The record is from RefSeq and is a predicted model, not a curated record. Gene Ontology annotation, biological process: cell adhesion mediated by integrin; integrin-mediated signaling pathway; cell-matrix adhesion. NCBI's taxonomy places the organism in Eukaryota, Metazoa, Arthropoda, Insecta, Hymenoptera, Braconidae.
ACAGGAGAAUAAUUACGUGCGUUCCAGUGAAGAGGCCAAAUUUUUUAUCCCAAUUUUCGCUAUCGUAGGUAUCAUCAAAACGGAAAAUUUAUUUCGAUCCUAAUGAGCCGCCGAAAAAAUCGGCAACUGGUAAAUAGUAGCUAUAACAGUAAUAAUGAUGAUAAUAACAACAAAUACUGUUGCGUCAGUGGUGGCAUCAUCCUAGAGUUGCCGGAAGGCAGAUGUACAAUCAGAAAUAGGCCAACCAACAUUUGUGCAGCUGAGAUUACGUUGUCGGCUUUUAACGGCGAUUCUGAUAUGUUUGACGCUAAACACGUGUACGUGAGUAUCAGCCCACGCCGUAUAAUCUAUGUGUAGGCGAAUGGUUUCAUCCACGCGUCGAUGCCCAUACAUACAGUGUGCUUGAAACCCCAUAGCACCCAUACCUUUCAAAGGAUGGAAGACGUUUGAAUAAUUUUACAAUUGAUAAAUAACGAAAUAGUGGAGCCUCAGUUUCCUGCAGCAUAUACCAUACUCAUAUGCUUUAUUUCUCGAUAAUAGUUCUGGGUGCAAGUGUUUGAGCAUUUGUUGCUGUCACAUGGAUAGAGAAACGCGUAUGUGGUCUCGUUAUCGCCUUUGUGCGUUUUUUCCAAAGGAAAUUACGAAUACGUUGUUAGAAUCAUUUUCAUAUGUCAGUGAAUAAGACAGGAAUUGUGCAAUUUUUACUCGCUAGUCUUUUAUUAAUACGUUACUUUUCUUUUAUCUCUCGUCAUCAUUUUGCAACGUUUGUCGUUGGUGUUGCACGAAAUGAAUUUUGCAAUUGUGUGGUGGAGUUUCUAUGACAGUCGCGUAUCGGAAUCUCCAGAUGAAAUUGUCUUAGUCAUUGUAAGACGGGAGUUUGUGCCGUGAGUAGAGUUUGCGAAAAAAAACAUAUAUUCGCGUACAGUAAUCUAGCUCACGCGAUUCUUAUCGAUAAGUCAACUGAUAAGGGGACUUUCUCAAUUUCAAUGGCACACGCCUACCUCCACGGUAUCAGAGACCGGUGGGAUUUUCGAUGACAGGGCUUUGGCAAUUUUAUUGUACAGACAUGUGAUAAGUGAAGUGAAGAUGUGGCUGUAUGAAUUUAUGUUAUUUGUGUUUUUUUGUGCUGGGAUUUUUGAGGCACGGUUACUCGGUUAUCCAGAAGAUCCACUUUUACUUUGCGCCGUUCAGACGUCAUGCAAGAGCUGCCUGGAGAGCAGCUCGUCCUGCGCCUGGUGCAGUGAAUGGAACUUCUCGAAUUCCACCGUCGGCCGGUUGCGGUGCAGCAGUGCCGACCGUUUGGAGGCAUUUGGUUGUCCUAGAAAUUCUAUAAAACUCGCAUCCGCUGGACUUGUGAGCGUCGUAACUGACAAGAAGUUUCAGGAUGUUGACAAAUCAUAUGCACCACCGGUUCAAUUACGACCGCAAGGGAUAAAGGUCAAACUCCGACCCCACAGCACUGAAACGGUGCACAUACAGUAUCGGGCGGCAAGCAAUUAUCCUCUGGAUCUAUAUCUUUUGAUGGACCUCACGUGGUCGAUGAAGGACGAUAAGGACACAAUAGUGAGUCUAGGACAGGAAAUGGCACAUACUUUGGGGACAUUUACAGAAAAUGUUCGAUUGGGCUUUGGAAGUUAUGCCGACAAACCACUUAUGCCUUACGUCUUUCCGGGUCAUGAGGACAAUCCCUGCAGGAGUGAGGGUAGUGUCUGUGCACCGUUAUACUCAUUCAAACAUCACCUGACUCUCAGUGAUGAUAUCCGACGAUUCAUUCAACAGGUAAACGCUAGUCAUGUCACGGGGAAUGUUGAUAACUUGGAGGGCGGAAUGGAUGGAGUGGUGCAGGCUAUUGUCUGCAUGAAGCAAGUUGGAUGGGCGAGACACGCGAGGAAAUUGAUGCUCAUUGCCACUGAUGGAUUUAUGCAUUUUGCCGGCGAGGGAAAACUGGGUGGGGUAGUACAGAGACAUGACUUCUCUUGCCACUUGGAUGAAGCAGGUGAAUACUCAAUGUCGAAAUUCUUCGAUUAUCCCUCACUCGCCGAGAUUUCAAGGCUCUUGAACCGCAAGAAAAUCAAUCUGAUCUUCGCGGUGACUGAGGACCGAAGAUCGGAGUACGAGCAAAUUGCGGGACUUUUGAAGGAAAAAGCGAGAGUUGCGACACUCACAUCUAACAGUUCUAAUAUUCUGGAGAUUAUUCGGCAAUCUUAUCACGAUAUACUAACGAAAAUUGUUCUCCGAGAUAACUCGAGCGCCCCGGUCGAUCUCCGGUACUAUUCGAACUGUGGUAAAGUUGGAAGGAAAAAAAAAAUUACCUCGGAGUGUGAUGAUAUACAGUUGGGAAAAAUCUAUAAUUUCACCAUUGAAUUAUCACUUAAAGAUUGCCCGAAAGAUUCGAAACUCUGGACUCAAAGGAUAGUGAUCGACGACGCCCUGGCAUCAGAAGCCUCCAAGACCAUCAUUGAUGUUCAACUCCAGUGCGGAUGUGACUGUGAAAACCCAAAUAGCCCCCACUGCAAUCACGGAAUUGAUGAGUGUGGGAUUUGUAAGUGCGAUCACGCCUGGUCCGGAGAAACAUGUGACUGCGACGAGAGUGCAUGGACUGAGAACAGAUUGCUGUGUAUUGCACCUCAGGAGUCGCGGACCUGCAGCAAUAGAGGAGAGUGCACUUGUGGAAGUUGCACCUGCGAUCCUGGGUACAAUGGAAAGUACUGCGAGUGUACGGCUUGCGAAAAAAUUAAUGGAAUCGAGUGCAAAGGGAGAGGCACUUGCAACUGUGGUGUCUGCAAUUGCCUUGAAGGAUGGGCGGGUGACUCAUGCCAGUGUCCAACUGGCAAUGAACUUUGUAUUGCACCCGGAAGUACCGACAUAUGCGGUAAUCACGGUUAUUGUGACUGUGGGCAGUGCCGAUGUAACGUGACAUCACCAGGGGAUGGUUUACUCUAUCGGGGAGUAUAUUGUGAGUCUUCUGCGAGUGCCGGGGGUAGUGGAUUAUGCGUACUUUAUGAAGCUUGUGUCAAUGCUACAAUUGAAACACCGGAAAUCGCGGAUAAAGUCUGCCAUCGAGAUGGAAAUAAUUCCUAUGGGACUGAGAUAAUCGAUACUGUGGAUAUUGAUAGUGAUCAUUACUGCAUUAUAAGAACUGUCAGAGAUAAUGUCAUUUGUACCAUACCAUACGUUUAUUACUUCACCCGCGAGAACCAAGUUCUACUGAAAAUUGCUCCAAAGGAUUGUCGAACACGUCUAUCGGCAGCAGUUAUACCCAGUACGAUAUUUGCUCUGAUCGUUGGACUGGGCAUUUUAGCUCUUCUCAUAUGGAGAUGCGUGACAGCCAUUAAAGACCGGAAGGAGUAUGCGAGGUUUGAGGAAGAACAGAAGAGAACUGUAUAUGCCCUAUCAGAAAAUCCACUGUAUCGACCUGCAAGGUCAUUCUUCACAGUACCUGAAAAUUUCAAAGAAGAUUAAGUGAUGUGCAAUAGGUUUUCUAAAACCAACGUUGAGACGUUGAAUUUUCUGGAUUUUUUGUACUACAAACUAUUAAACACAAACUAUUAAAGUUCUGCCAGAUCUUA